Molecule: messenger RNA, 663 nt
Organism: Aegilops tauschii subsp. strangulata
Lineage: Eukaryota; Viridiplantae; Streptophyta; Magnoliopsida; Poales; Poaceae
Product: putative germin-like protein 2-1
Molecular function (GO): manganese ion binding
Source: RefSeq, a predicted model, not a curated record
AUGGCAGCACAGUUCUUCCUCCUUGCCCUAUUCGCUCUGUCCACUUCUCGUGCUCUUGCCUCCGACCCAGGCCAACUCCAGGAUUUCUGUGUCGCCGACAGAACAUCCCAAGCUUUCGUCAACGGAUUUGCAUGCAAAGACCCGAAGACUGCCAUGGUAGAAGACUUCUACUUCUCUGGCCUUCACAUGGCCGGGAACACGAGCAACAAGCAAGGCUCCGCUGUGGCCGCAGUUAAUGUUGCGCAGAUUGCUGGCUUGAACACUUUGGGCAUCUCCCUGGCCCGUGUUGAUUAUGCACCCUAUGGUCAAAAUCCACUCCACAUCCAUCCCCGCGCAACCGAAAUCCUGAUGGCCCUUUUUCUACUAGUGCUGGAAGGCUCGCUCUAUGUCGGUUUUGUCACCUCCAACCCCGAGAACAAGUUGUUCUCGAAAGUUCUGCACAAAGGAGACGUGUUUGUGUUUCCGCAAGGUCUUAUUCACUUUCAGUUCAACAUUGGAGCCAACAAAGCAAUAGCCAUUGCGGCGCUGAGCAGCAAGAACCCUGGAGUAAUCACCAUAGCCAAUGCAGCGUUUGGAUCCAAGCCAUCCAUCUCAGAUGAUAUCCUUGCCAAAGCAUUCCAGGUGGACAAGAAAAUUGUAGACCGUAUCCAAGCUCAAUUCUAG